UGCAAUCGCACGCAGUGCCAGAGAGUGAGUGAGUGAGAGAGAGACAGGCACAGGCAAGAUGAAGCGAACAGCUCAGCCCUCAUGGAAACUAUUUUAGACCGUUUCUGUCCCCCUCCAAUGGAAUAUAUCUAACUUUUAUGGGAAGCCAGAAAGAGGAACACUCAUGGAGAUCAUGGAUAGUGCAAAUGCGUCUGAGGCGCCUGACUUGUGCGAGCUGUUGAACACCACUAAGACGGGGUACAGCGAGGCGCAGAUGGUGCUGCUGGGCAUGGCCAUGUCCCUCCUGGUCCUGGGCAUCGUGUUCGGCAACGUGCUGGUGAUCACGGCCAUCGUCCGGUUCCAGCGGCUGCAGACGGUCACCAACUGCUUCAUCACGUCGCUGGCCUGCGCCGACCUGGUGAUGGGGGUGGUGGUGGUGCCCUUUGGGGCCUGCCACAUCCUGCUCAAGACCUGGCACUUUGGCAGCUUCUGGUGCGAGUUCUGGACGGCGACCGACGUGCUGUGCGUGACGGCCAGCAUCGAGACGCUGUGCGUGAUCGCGCUGGACCGCUACCUGGCCAUCACCUCGCCCUUCCGCUACCAGUCGCUGCUGACCAAGAGCCGAGCCUGCAUGGUGGUGCUGGCGGUGUGGGCGGUGGCGGGCCUCAUCUCCUUCCUGCCUAUCCACAUGGAGUGGUGGACCUCCAACGAGCCCGAAGCCAAAUCCUGCUUCGAGAACCCCAACUGCUGCGAGUUCCACACCAACCCCGCCUACGCCAUCACCUCCUCCAUCAUCUCCUUCUACAUCCCACUGGUGGUCAUGGUCUUCGUCUACAGCCGCGUCUUCCAGGAGGCCCGGGAGCAGCUGAAGAAGAUCGACCGCUGCGAGGGCCGCUUCCACGCCCAGAGCAGUGGCCAGCUGGCGGCGGACAGCCACGAGGGCGAGGCCCGGAACGGCAAACGGAUCAAGUUCUGCUUGAAGGAGCACAAGGCCCUGAAGACCCUGGGCAUCAUCAUGGGUAUCUUCACCCUCUGCUGGCUGCCCUUCUUCGUGCUCAACGUGGUGAUCAACAUCUGGAAGGUGGACAAUGUGGAGCUCACCUUCCGGAUACUCAACUGGAUAGGCUACGCCAACUCGGCGUUCAACCCCUUGAUCUACUGCCGGAGCCCCGAGUUCAGGUACGCCUUUCAGGAGAUUUUGUGUCUGAGGCGGCAGCACUUCCCAAAGUCUGGCACCACCAACGGAUUCAUAUACAGUGGGCAAAGCUGGCACAGAGACCUCAAGGCCAGGGGCAAGUGCGAAUCAGAGAUCAGUCGCCCCACAGAGGGCACCCUGGAGGUAGAAGAGGGCACCUUGCCCAUUGACAAAACAAACUCAUACAGGAGCUGCAACAAAGCUCUGGCAACUGUCAUUUAACUUCAAAGUCUUUUCACAACAACAACAACACCGCCAACAACAAAUCUUUCAUGGCUGUGAUUUCACUUUACCAUGGACAAAAGAAUAGAAUCAUGAACGAUUUCUGGUAAGACAAAGAGAUGAAGGCGGGGUGUGGGAGUUCGGGAAUCUGUGGUUUGGAAAAGGCGGUUUGUUGUAGAAACGCAUUGGUUUUGCAUUAGAUAUAUUCAAGCAGCACUGCCUGUCAUUAUGACAGACAGUCUAAAUGUUAUUGUCUGUGAACGAGUGCAUGUGUGUCAGUGGGUGAGUGAGUGUGUGUUUGUGUGUGUGUGCGCGCGUUAAAAAUGGUAUCAGUUUCAGAAUCCAAUUGAAUUGGAAUGUGAAUGUUGCAAGUUUCGAUGUUUCAUCUACCUCAUCACAUUUUUUGUGAGUUAUUUUUAUUGUCUUAUCAACAAUCUAUACACGUGUUAAAACAAUUUUCCAAUUGCUUGUAAGGCUUAUUAUUUCAAAUACUUUUUUGCACAUUGUUGGUCAAAAACAGUUAACAGCUGUUAACUUUAAAACAGACAUGUCUAUAAAAAGAUCUUAUAUGUAUAAAGACCUUUGACUUAAAUGUUGCUCCAUUAAUUAAUCGGUAAAGAGAAAUCAGGGGACAAACCACUGAAAGAUUGUCAAGUUCUGUUAUUAAGACACGCAGUGAUACACGGUCCCUCGCCACCUUCGCCUCUCAUCUGGAUUCCAGCUCCUAAAACCAGUGAUUGCAGAUUGAUUCUGUGCACCGUGCUGGGAACAGAGUAACCCAACACUCUGAUGAGGCGUAGCAGGUGCAAACCGUCGCCCUGUGCGCCCUAUUGCCAGCCGCGCGCGUCAGAAAAAAACAGUUGAGCAAUCUGCAGAAAGCGCCCCAACCCAUCCCCCCUCCCCUGAUUCUACUCAGUGAUUAAAGCUGCUUGCCUCAAGGCUCUGUUUAGUAUCUGAGACAUUCAUUUGCUGUGUAAUAUAGUUUAUAAAAUAAUGUAAUAUGGGGGUCAUCGUUUUCAUUGAUGGACUGUGGUGGUCACUGAGAAGUUAACAGUAGCCAAUAACCGAACAGUAAAUCUCUCUUGAUGUUGGUUGAAAUCGCUCUAGUCUUUCCUGGCGUUAACUGGAAAGUUUCUCUGAUCUCUGGACGAGCGUGACUGCGGUUAUCUUAAUGUCUUCGUGUUUUUCUUUUCUUUUCUUUUUUGCACUUUGCACAAUCGUGCUUUAAAGCAUACAUUUUGGUACUGUCCCGUGGCAGACUAGGUCUCUGGUUGUUGCAGAAUGGGGUUUAAUCUACCGUGUUUACUGAGAUCAGGAGGUUACCGAGUAUUGGCCGGGUGUUCCGAAGAGGCAAGCUGCAAAGCCAAGCAAGCUGCAUAUUAAAGUUGUCAUCUGAUACGAACCGUACGACGCUCUAAAACCACAGAAUGACGACAUAUCGGGUACCCAUGACGGUGAACAAUGCUACGCGCUCGUUCGUAAGGAAAUAUGACGAAAAAAAAAAACGACUUCGCAGAUUCGAACAAUGCAGCGGCGAGAACUGCUGCAAACCGUUUAGACGCAGACACUGAUAUUAACUGCUUAAUCACCUGGCCGUUGACCGUCUCCGGUUCCUUCAGUUAUAAAUAAUUGGUUUAUUUUUGUUCUUUCCUCUAAGGGCACCAUGAAAGUCCUUAUAAUUAUCUGAACUCACCUCUGCGCCUCGUCUCUGAAAUCGAGGUGUCUGGUUGAAUGAAUUUCUUUUAA
Molecule: messenger RNA, 3142 nt
Organism: Megalops cyprinoides (Indo-Pacific tarpon)
Lineage: Eukaryota; Metazoa; Chordata; Actinopteri; Elopiformes; Megalopidae
Product: beta-2 adrenergic receptor-like
Exons: 2
Coding region: 164-1396 (410 amino acids)
Biological process (GO): norepinephrine-epinephrine-mediated vasodilation involved in regulation of systemic arterial blood pressure; negative regulation of smooth muscle contraction; adenylate cyclase-activating adrenergic receptor signaling pathway
Cellular component (GO): membrane
Molecular function (GO): beta2-adrenergic receptor activity; norepinephrine binding
Source: RefSeq, a predicted model, not a curated record